This is a messenger RNA of Didymodactylos carnosus, 321 nucleotides long. The record is from the annotation of a GenBank genome assembly. Lineage: Eukaryota; Metazoa; Rotifera; Eurotatoria; Philodinida; Philodinidae.
AUGAAGUUGAUAGGUAAGUUUACACUUGAUGAUGCACAUUUAUUGAGUAAAGAAAAAUUUCUUAGUUGUAAUCACAUCGGUACUUUACGCUUCUUAUUUUUGAAAUUAAACAUCUUUACGUUUCAUUAUGCUUUUACUUCAAAUAAACGUUUGAAAAUUAGUGAUGAUGGUCCAAAUGAAUUAUCAUUGAUCAAUCCACUAUCACCAUCAUCAACGUUAGCAUCAUUGAAAUUAAUAUUUUAUGCUGAAUAUUCUCCAGAUUGUUCUUUAAUUGAACAAUUUUCAUCAUUACUAUGUUCAUUAACAUUAUCAGGAUUAUAA